GAGCCCCAACAACAAGAUAGAUGAAUCAUCGUUGGCUUGAAUUGCCCCUGUUGGUUCGUGAUUCAGGCAAAGCAAAGUGAUCUGUAUAAGGAUGGCCUGUACCAGCUGCGCCAAACAAUUUGGAUUUUUCACCAAAGAGCACGGUUGCCCAGUGUGUAAGUUUUCCUUCUGUACCGGAUGCCUUAAAUACAAGCUCGUCCGUGAGGGGAAAAAGCUUACCGUCUGCCUACGAUGUGCUAAAUUGUCCGCGGGGACGACGGAUGACUCUGGACAACAAAGCCUUCCACAGGCCGCACUAGUGAAACCCAGCCCUGGUUUGGGCGACGAUAGUGUCGUGAAGGUGACCCCCAUCAUCUCUGCUACAGACUUUGAGAGCCAAAGCAACGAAGAAGAGUCUAUUCGAAACAGACUGGCCUCCCUGAGAACAGUUCACGAUGAUGACGCCUCUUCGGCGGGACAGUCACACAACACCAGCAGCAUCGGUCCGCAAGAUACGGUCGACAUCGAGAAACGGCUAGCUGCCCUGAAAGGUACCGAGUACAAGGAUGCGGCAAUGCGCAAUGCGGCAGCUCAACGAUUUAUGGCUCCGGAUCACCGAACGGAGGAACAAAAGGUGCAAGAUCUGAUCGGACAGUAUGUGACCGAAACUAAGCUCGACGAAGUCACCGAUAGUAGAGCUGCGGAGCAGGAUGAAGAAAUCGUUCGGCGGCUGAACGCACUGAAGGAGAUCGUUCCGCCGACGGAAGCCCCUGCGCGAUCGGAUAACUCGGAUUCCGAUACAGACAGCACGAAGGAUGAGAUAUUGGCCCGAAAAUUAGCGCAACAGUACGUCGAAGAAGCGAAAAUCCAUCGGCGAGCCAGCAUGGAUUCGUCCAGUUCGGAAUCCUUAUCGGACGAUGGCGAAGGGCCGUUGCCGUGGUGCACCAUCUGCAACGAAGAUGCCGUUCUGCAGUGUAAGGGAUGUGAUGGUGAUCUGUACUGUACGUCCUGUUACGACGAGUUCCAUUAUGAUGAUCGAGGCGAACAUCCAACGGUUCCUUUCCGUAAGAAACGACAAGUUAAAGCAAAGUAG
Anopheles darlingi is the source of this 1072-nucleotide messenger RNA. RefSeq names its product abscission/NoCut checkpoint regulator. Gene Ontology annotation, cellular component: cleavage furrow; centrosome; midbody. Lineage: Eukaryota; Metazoa; Arthropoda; Insecta; Diptera; Culicidae. The transcript has 2 exons. Gene Ontology annotation, biological process: mitotic cytokinesis checkpoint signaling; abscission. Gene Ontology annotation, molecular function: phosphatidylinositol-3-phosphate binding. The coding region runs from base 92 to 1072 and encodes 326 amino acids. The record is from RefSeq and is a predicted model, not a curated record.